Messenger RNA from Perca fluviatilis (European perch), 1521 nucleotides. Its product is annotated as tubulin alpha chain-like. Gene Ontology annotation, biological process: mitotic cell cycle; microtubule cytoskeleton organization. The record is from RefSeq and is a predicted model, not a curated record. Lineage: Eukaryota; Metazoa; Chordata; Actinopteri; Perciformes; Percidae. Gene Ontology annotation, cellular component: cytoplasm; microtubule. Gene Ontology annotation, molecular function: GTP binding; structural constituent of cytoskeleton. The transcript is spliced from 4 exons. Bases 125 to 1474 code for a protein of 449 amino acids.
UAAACUCGAGUAUAAAAGGCUCAUUAAAGCCAGUCCUUCAGCGUCUUCACUUAGCACUCCUAGCAGAGAGGUUAAGUUGGUUCCUGGCUCCUUAUUUCAUCCCUCUAAAUCAGCAGCAGGAAACAUGCGGGAGUGUAUCUCGAUGCACGUUGGCCAAGCCGGUGUCCAGAUUGGCAAUGCCUGCUGGGAGCUCUACUGCCUGGAGCACGGGAUCCAGCCGGACGGUCAGAUGCUGGACAAGACCAGCGGAGGAGGGGACGACUCCUUCACCACCUUCUUCAGUGAGACCGGCGCCGGGAAGCACAGCCCCAGGGCCAUCUUUGUGGACCUGGAGCCCACGGUCAUCGAUGAGGUGCGCACCGGGACUUACCGCCAGCUGUUCCACCCCGAGCAGCUGAUCACCGGCAAAGAGGACGCCGCCAACAACUACGCCCGCGGCCACUACACCAUCGGCAAAGAGAUCAUCGACAUGGUGCUAGACCGGAUCCGCAAACUGGCGGACCAGUGCACCGGCCUCCAGGGCUUCCUGGUUUUCCACAGCUUCGGCGGCGGCACCGGCUCCGGUUUCACCUCCCUGCUGAUGGAGCGUCUGUCCGUGGACUACGGCAAGAAGUCCAAGCUGGAGUUCUCGGUCUACCCGGCCCCCCAGGUGUCCACGGCCGUGGUGGAGCCGUACAACGCCAUCCUGACCACCCACACCACGCUGGAGCACUCGGACUGUUCCUUCAUGGUGGACAACGAGGCCAUCUACGACAUCUGCCGCAGGAACCUGGACAUCGAGCGCCCGUCUUACACCAACCUGAACCGGCUCAUCAGCCAGAUCGUGUCCUCGGUCACCGCCUCCCUUCGUUUCGACGGCGCCCUCAACGUGGACCUGACGGAGUUCCAGACCAACUUGGUGCCCUACCCUCGCAUCCACUUCCCCCUGGCCACCUACGCGCCGGUCAUCUCGGCCGAGAAGGCUUACCACGAGCAGCUCUCGGUGUCCGAAAUCACCAACGCCUGCUUCGAGCCGGCCAACCAGCUGGUGAAAUGCGACCCUCGCCACGGCAAGUACAUGGCCUGCUGCCUCUUGUAUCGCGGAGACGUGGUGCCAAAGGACGUGAACGCCGCCAUCGCCACCAUCAAGACCAAGCGCUCCAUCCAGUUUGUGGACUGGUGCCCCACCGGUUUCAAGGUGGGCAUCAACUACCAGCCGCCCACGGUGGUUCCCGGGGGCGACCUGGCCAAGGUGCAGAGGGCCGUGUGCAUGCUGAGCAACACCACGGCCAUCGCCGAGGCCUGGGCUCGCCUCGACCACAAGUUCGACCUGAUGUACGCCAAGCGGGCCUUCGUCCACUGGUACGUCGGCGAGGGGAUGGAGGAGGGCGAGUUCUCGGAGGCCCGGGAAGACAUGGCGGCGCUGGAGAAGGAUUACGAAGAGGUCGGAGCCGACAGCGUGGGAGAGGAGGAGGAUGACGGAGAGGACUAUUGAGCAGGAAUCUGUUUAUUGAUAUCUAAAUAAAGUUUUAGUUCACUGCA